This is a messenger RNA of Chara braunii, 2399 nucleotides long. NCBI's taxonomy places the organism in Eukaryota, Viridiplantae, Streptophyta, Charophyceae, Charales, Characeae. The record is from the annotation of a GenBank genome assembly.
GUCACUGUCAUUUUCUUUUUGUUGUGGUCCUGGCUCGUGCCCUCGCCGUGCAAUCGGGGAUACGCGCAGCCACGUGACUCUUUGGGAGCGAGCGAGCGAGAGAGAGAGAGAGCGCUCGGACGUGCAAGCGGGAAGGGCCGGAAGUUGUAUACAUUUUUCUUCUUCUUCUUCUUCUUCUUCUUGUUCUUCUUCUUCUUCUUCUUCUUCCUGUCGAUUUUCUUCUUCGUCAACGCUAUUUGGUUUAUGCGCCACGUAGAAAAUGUUGCACCGUCCGACGUCUUCCUCCCCAUGCUCGCACCGCUAUUUGGUUUUUCUUCUUCGCCAAAUCUAUUUGGCUUCGAGAGCCAUUGACCGACGGGAGAAGGAGAGAGAUACAGUUUGGGGGUGGUGUAUUGCUGUGCUCCUCGGUUGCAGGCUCUCGGAGUCUUUGCUCUGGCAAGAGGAGAAGGACAAAGGAGAAAGGAGAAGGAGGAGGACGGAUUUGAACGAAGACGAGAGAUUUCAAACAACGACAACAGUUAUACGCCUUGAUCAUCAUGCUGAAGCCAUCCACCGUGCUCGCCGCCAUUGUGGCCCUGGGGCUGGUCCUCAUUGCGUCCCCAGUGCAAGUUUCAGGGCAGAGGAGGUACUUGUGCUGGUACAAUCGAGAUCAGAAUGCAUAUACGUUCAAGAAAAUCGAUUGCAAGAAGCAACCGACCGCGGCGACGCUGGAAGGAUGCCAGGAGGUGUGCACCUCGCACGGGAGCAAGUGCGCCGGAAUAGUCUUCGCGGUCUACAACUGGCCCGCUGGCAAACACUGCUGCUUCCUCAAGUCUUACAUGGACUUCUACGGAAGGCAGUUCCAGAUGGACCGCCACACUUGCAAGAAGGAAUGAUCUUGAAUCUUGAUUAUACUUUUUUUUUUUUUUUUUCGUUGAUCGGGCUGCUGCACCAACAGAGGGCAGGGUCACUCCGUCUCUUUUUCGAAACUAGGGGCCCCCAUAUCCCACCGACGCCACCGUGAGCAGAACUUGUCGCAGUCCCCCUCCUCUGGAGUCACACAGCUUGCUUGCCGCCUGGGCAACAACACACUGUGUGCAGGGCCGCACACUCUGCAGAGUCACAGAGUUUGCUGCAGGCUUGCACAGUUAAGCUGCUGCCUUGCACAGUUUGCUGCAGGCUUGCGCAGAUUGCAAGUCGCACACAGGUUGUCGGCCGCACRGUUUACGCCGUCGGGUCAUUCGUUCAUUCGGCUUGGGGAUUGCUGCCAGGUGAUCGACGAUGAUUUGCUCGCUUGCAAGCAAGUAGGAUCUCAGUGUCUGUUUUGUUUUUGUUUUUUUUUUGUUUUUUUUUUUUGUGUGUGUGUGUAGGCAAGCGUCUGUCUGUCUGUCUGUCUGUCUUUUUGUAGGCCUGUAAAAGCCGAAUCCGUACGUUUGGGUUUUCCUUCCUUGGGUUUUGAAUCUGUCAUCGCUGGUUUGCAUCGAGUGACUGAAAAAAGUAUGUUUUCCUUCCUUGGGUUUUGAAUCUGUCAUCGCUGGUUUGCAUCGAGUGACUGAAAAAAGUAUGGCUGUAGCAAAAAGCAGAAGCUUGCAGUCAUCUCUCUUCUUUUCUGCAUAGAGAUUAAUUAUAUGUGAUGGGCACAUUACCUGCAGCAAAAGCAUCCUUCCUUUUCAGUCUUAAGGUAGACAGAGCUUACUGGGAAGCGAGGGCUACGUGAUUAGUUGUUGUUGUUGUUGUUGUUGUUGUUGUUGUUGUUGUUGUUGUUGUUGUUUUGCGUGAUUAGUUUUCUCGAUAAGGCAUUCUUUAUUAUAUUUAUGCAAUUUUAAUAAAUGUCCGUAUAUGGUGGCGGUGUUUGUUUGGUCUCGCUGGGUCACCUCACCUGUUCCACAAGCGGGAGCCAUGAUCUUGACCUGGUCCCGACCCUUUUUUUGGAGUGACCAGUAAAAGGUACUGCUGAUGUGCGGUGCGGGGAUUGUGCUGUCGCCUCAGGCUCGUUUUUAAGGUCAUAUCCAGUCCCCGUUGUCUUUCAGACGGUCGUUUCAAUCUUGGUUUAAGUCGGAGGCCUCGGGUUCUGUUCAUUCUUCUGGCUACUUCUGGUCCCAGUUGGUCCUGUUUUGGCACUAAGUCUUGCGGUUCUCUUCUCGCUCCAGCUACCUAGUAACUCAUUUGGGUCUCAUCCGGUACCUGUCUGCACGGCGACUAUUGAAUAGGUAGGAGUUUAAAGUCCGUUGAAUAGGUUUAGGGGUUUAGUGUACUUUGUUUCUAUCUCACCAGGGCAGCCGCUGGCGCCCUGAAGAUGGCCGCUGCUAGGGUACUUCCGCCAGUCUCUGUGCUUCACGCUAUGGCGCUUUUCGUUAAUUUUUUGUGUGCUCAACUGUAUAUCUUUCCAAAUUGAUGUGCUCGGGGCCUUACUACUUAAG